AUGCACUCUUUUACAGACAACAGCCAUCUCCCUGCUCACAUCAGAGCCUACGACUAUCUCAUCAUCCGCGCCAACAACUUUCUCGUCGCCGAAGACCCCAAGUCCGCCCAACGUGUCGCCCGUCUCCUCCUGCGCAGUCCCGAUAUCUCGAUCGAGCAUCAGAAGAUCUGCCACCGGAUCCUCGCCCUCGGUCCCGACAAUGUCGUCUUCCACACCGCCAAAGCCAUCAACCUGAGUCAUCAUGACAGCGGCGAUCCAGUGAUGAUCACGGUCACUCCACCCACUCCUCCUCCCAAGGAAUCUCCCAGACGCACUCCUGUCAAGAAGGACGAUGCGUGGCUGCUUAAGCCUCCCGCCGCCACGCCCACCAAGAGGCGCAAGAGGGUCCGUUUCGCUCAGGGUGGUGCCUUGGAGCAGGUUCAGAUCUUGAACUGCAAGUUUGAAUGCGAGCGUUGA
Aureobasidium subglaciale EXF-2481 is the source of this 456-nucleotide messenger RNA. RefSeq lists its product as uncharacterized. Lineage: Eukaryota; Fungi; Ascomycota; Dothideomycetes; Dothideales; Saccotheciaceae. The transcript has 2 exons. Bases 1 to 456 code for a protein of 151 amino acids. The record is from RefSeq and is a predicted model, not a curated record.